AUGAAAGUUAUAAAACUCAUAUUCUUGGUAAUUGUCUUCUUAAAUCCCAGCAAAUCCUGGGAAUAUUGUCAAGCUGAUGUACAAAACAAAUUAUGCGGAGGAGGACAAGCACAUUUGCUUUGUGAUGGCAAAAACUCUAUAACAAAUCCAUCCUACAUAUCGAAGGAUUUUUUGGCCCAUGUGCCCUUAACAAGAAAAGUAAAGGAAGCUUUUAUAAAUUGGCAUAAUUAUUACCGUAAUCGUACAGCGGGUGGAUGGGCAAAAAAUAGUUUAAAUAGUAUAUAUUUUCCCAUGGCUGUUCGCAUGCGCGAAUUACUAUGGGAUAGUGAAUUGAGCUUUUUAUCACAUUAUCGCUCAAAACUGGUGAAUGCUGGAGAAGCAACAUGUCGCGGCAGCCAGCGUUUUCCCUAUGUAGCACAAAAUUUGAUAGUUAAAGCCUUAAAUGAACCCAAACCAGUAUUAGAAAUUAUAUCUUUAUCAUUGAGGGAAAUGUUUGAUGAGAAGAAUAAUAUAGAAAAUCCUACCGAAAUGCCAAAGGAGUUUAUGUAUGAUUAUGAAGUUGCAAAGCAAUUUACAACUAUGAUAAAUGAUGGUGUUUCACGUGUAGGCUGUGCUGUAGCCUUAGGUGCUGAUUGCAUGGAUAAGUACGAUACAUAA
This is a messenger RNA of Calliphora vicina (urban bluebottle blowfly), 657 nucleotides long. Its product is annotated as antigen 5 like allergen Cul n 1-like. NCBI's taxonomy places the organism in Eukaryota, Metazoa, Arthropoda, Insecta, Diptera, Calliphoridae. The transcript has 4 exons. Bases 1 to 657 code for a protein of 218 amino acids. The record is from RefSeq and is a predicted model, not a curated record.